CGAAAAGUCGAGGCGAAAGGUCGAUGAAAUUCUACGAAAUGAAAGAUUGCCUUUUAUAAAGUGAACUCUUCCAAAAUAUGUUAUCAUCAAAUAUUUGAGGAUCGAAUCGGGAACAGAAUGAACAUUUUGAAACGUAUCUUUUUUACGAAUCGAGGCUGGACGGGGAAAAUUCGACGCCGGACACCCUGAGCAACGUCUCGGACGACGCCGAAGAGGGAGACAACGUGAACGUCGUCGUCAGGGUGAGGCCGUUGAGCGAGAAGGAGAUCGAGAGAGGCGAGCCCAUGGCCGUCACCUUCCCCGGCGAAGGACAGAUAUGGGCGGAGAGCACGGCGAAGGACAUGAAACCGAAGACGUUCUCCUUCAACGUGGUGUUCGAGGGAGACGCGACCCAAGAGGACGUGAUGAUCGCCUCGGGCAUGCUCCGCCUCAUCGAGAUGGGCAUGGACGGCUACUCGACCACCGUCUUCUGCUACGGACAGACGGGGAGCGGGAAGACGCACACUCUCACCGGGCCUCCUGGCCUCUUCAAGAAGAUGGACUUCAUGUCGGAGGAUCACGGCCUGAUCUUCCGGAGCUUCGUCCACCUCUUCCGCCUCAUCGAAGAGUCGAAGGAAGACGUGAACUACGUGCUCCGGGCCUCCUACCUCGAGAUCUACAACGAGCAGGUGAAGGACCUGCUCAACCCGAACCCGGACCAGCGGUCCCUCCAGGUCCGAUGGUCCAAGAAGGUCCGCGGCUUCUACGUCGAGAAUCUCUUCACCGUGGAAUGCAACGAGAUCGACGACCUCGUCGCCGUCCUCGAAGAAGGUCUGAGCAACCGCCACGUCCGAGGCCACAACCUGAACGAGUUCAGCAGUCGGAGCCACACGAUCCUCACGGUGCACAUCACUCAGGAGCAGCAGGAGAGCGAGGAGGGGAUCUUCCUGAGCAAGCACGGGAAGAUCAACUUCGUGGACCUGGCCGGGAGCGAGAAGUCCAGCGAGACGCAGACGAUCGGAAAGAGCCUGGAGGAGGCGAACAACAUCAACAAGUCCCUUCUCACGCUCGGGACUUGCAUCUCGGCGCUCAGCGACCCGAAGAAGAAGUCCGGACACAUCCCGUACCGAGACAGCAAGCUGACGAAACUCCUCGCGGAUUCCCUGGGAGGAAACGGCGUCACCCUCAUGGUCGCGUGCAUCUCGCCGGCGAAGAGCAGCCUGUCGGAGAGCCUCUGCACGCUGAGGUACGCCGCCAGGGCCAAGAGGAUCAAGACGAAACCCAUCGUCAUCAUGGACCCGCGAGAGAAGCUGAUCAUCAGUCUGAAGCGGGAGGUGGCGGCGUUGGAGCUGGAGAACUCGUACCUGAAGGCCCAGUUGGGCCUCGCACCGGACGCCACGCUCGACCUCCCCGUUCCCCCGCCCAAGAACGACGUGAAGAUCGUCGCCAGGAAGAUGCCCGUCCCCGAUUCCAAGUCCGGUCCGGGCUUGGGGAAGAGGAAACGGCGCAUGAGCAUCGUGAACGUGGACGAGAUCUCGAAGAUGCCCCCCGAAGACGUGACCAACAUCGUGAAGGUGAGUGCCUCCGAUUCCGUCGAGGUCGAUGCCUUCCCCGCCUUUCGUAGUGGCUGCGAUCGCAGACGUAAAUAG
Darwinula stevensoni is the source of this 1628-nucleotide messenger RNA. The record is from the annotation of a GenBank genome assembly. NCBI's taxonomy places the organism in Eukaryota, Metazoa, Arthropoda, Ostracoda, Podocopida, Darwinulidae.